This is a messenger RNA of Rotaria sordida, 420 nucleotides long. The record is from the annotation of a GenBank genome assembly. NCBI's taxonomy places the organism in Eukaryota, Metazoa, Rotifera, Eurotatoria, Philodinida, Philodinidae.
AUGCCUAUUGCUAGUGGUUUCUCACGAGAUCCAAAUCUAAACUAUUCUGUUCGCAAACCAGGUAAAACAGAAGUUUUAGAUGAAUCCAUCUAUUACAAGCGUGAUGUACCAUUUGAAAAACCUGUUGAGGUUGUCAAUCGACCAAUUAUCAAAGAAACAAUCUUUUUGCCUGAUCGUAAACCACCACCAUUAACGACACAUCGAGAUGCAUACACGGUUUCACCUGAACCAGUUUCAACUGUCUAUACAACAACAGCAAACGCACCAUCUUCAGGUUCAUUCAAUCUUGUUCGUGCUUUAGGAUUGAAUGCUGAUUGUCCAUGUUGGGCAUGGAUUUUGAUUGUUUUUGGUAUUGUUCUUCUUCUUGGCCUUAUUGCCAUGUGUCUAUAUUUUAUUAUUGAUCGUGACAGAAAUGAUUAA